Stylophora pistillata is the source of this 817-nucleotide messenger RNA. RefSeq lists its product as uncharacterized. Lineage: Eukaryota; Metazoa; Cnidaria; Anthozoa; Scleractinia; Pocilloporidae. The record is from RefSeq and is a predicted model, not a curated record.
AUGUCACGAGUACGCCUGAUCACGUGUAUCGCCACGUGCCAAAAUGACCCACAAUGCUACAGUCUUAACUUCAAGCACCAUUGUCAACUGUGUGAGCUGAACAAUGCAACUCGUCUGAGUGCUGAGCCCAAGUAUUUUGUCCAUUCAGGUGAAACGGUGUAUUUGAAUAACCUAUAUCGACCGUACAGACCGUGUGAUAAUUCACCGUGUAUGAACAAUGGGGUUUGUAUUCCUACUGAUCUCUAUCCAGGAUUCAAGUGUGAAUGUAAAGAAGAAUACUUUGGACCAGUUUGUGAAGACUCAGUAUCACCUACCGCCUGUUCAGCUCCUUACCGACCUUUGGGAAUGAAGGACGGUAGUAUAUUGGACCGUCAAAUCACUGCUUCUUCUGAAGUAGCAGGCUUUGAGGCCUUUAAGGCGCGAUUUGAUGGCUCUUCGUGUUGGAGAAGCGCUAACAGUAGCCUUGGAGAGUACUUGGAAGUAAACUUGGGGCGAGAAGAGUAUGUCAAAGCAGUAGGAACUCAAGCCGAUCCAUUGCAAGACAGCUGGACAGAAAAAUACUACUUGGCGUUUUUCUUGGGACUAGGAUGGAAGAAUGUUACUCGGCGAUUUAAAGAUGUCGCGGAAUACAAAGGGAACACAGGGCAAAACCAUAUCAUCACCAACUACUUGGGUGCACUAAGUUUCCACGCCACCGCUGUCCGAAUCUAUCCUCUGAAAUGGCAUGGAUGUAUAGCAUUAAGGUUGGAGUUGUACGGUUGCUAAGGAAUAUAUAAUCGGGAAUGGCAUGGACGCAUAGCACUAAGAUUGCUUGGAA